Molecule: messenger RNA, 1232 nt
Organism: Dipodomys ordii (Ord's kangaroo rat)
Lineage: Eukaryota; Metazoa; Chordata; Mammalia; Rodentia; Heteromyidae
Gene: Cnpy1
Product: canopy FGF signaling regulator 1
Exons: 3
Coding region: 46-324 (92 amino acids)
Cellular component (GO): endoplasmic reticulum
Source: RefSeq, a predicted model, not a curated record
UCCGAGGCCUUCCUCACCGACCUCCUGGACAAGGUGUGCGAGCGAAUGAACGACUACCAGCUGGACGAGGACCCGGAGACCCAGCGGAAGAGGUUCAAGCGCUACGCGCCGCGGAGGGGCGACAAGAUCUACCCCGAGUACAAGAAGUUCUUCUUCUACUCCGACGCCUACUGGCCUUUGAAGUUCGCGUGUGAAACGAUAAUAGAAGAGUAUGAAGAUGAGAUAUUCUCACUGAUCGCCCAGGAGGCACACUAUCUAGCUGACAAGCUGUGCAGUGAGAAAUCAGAUCUGUGUGGAACUUCUGCGAAUCAUACAGAGCUCUAGGAGAGGUGGCCCUGUUGUGGAAGGAGCUCACAGCCUGCAUUAUGUCCACAGGUCUAGUCGCUGUACUUUGUCCCCUGCAUGAUAUUGUUUUGAAAAUUUGUUGUUUGACAUCAUGAUAAAGCCCAUGAUAAACUUCCCAUAGGCGAAGCAUAAAACUUAAAUUUCCUGUGCAGAUUUGGAUACAAACAGCCUUGUAAACACAGCAUUCAAUUUGAUUGUGAGAAAAAGUGAAGACAUUUCAAAAGCUAAACAGAUUUACUCUAUAUUUCAUAGAGUACUCUAUAUUUCAUACAUCCCAAAUGUAAUAUGCUAUUUGGUAAGAACUUGAUUGUAUUUUCAAAUAUUUGAUUGGGCACAAACUUAAGGAAUGCUGUUACAACUAAUUCCAAAUCUGGAAGAAUUUAAUUUGUUAUUGGUAAUAAAGUAAAAAAGAACCACCCCACUUCUUAUCAGGAAUGAAAUUUAGAUUUCUAGAAAGUCUAAGUUUUAAAACUUAUCUCCAAAUUUUAGUGGAAUGGAUAUAGAUGCCAGCUACUUCUUGCUGUGAGCACUAGUUACAUUGGUCUUCCUUGAAGUUGCAUUCUGGGUGUGGAUGUUUUGGAAGUUGACUGAAGACCACCAGAUUGUACAUUAAAUUUAACAGUAGUGAACAUAGCUAUUGCUGCAAAGUCUCCUAGGUGACUUUUCCCCAAGAUUUUAUUUAGUGUGUAGAUUUCACUACUAGAAGAGGGUAUAAAGGGAGCUGGGAUUGGUUGCCAGUGUCUUUUUGUCCACAUUCAAUAUUGUAGGACGUAUAAAGGCAGUUACCCCUGGCUAUUAAUUUUGCAUUCGGUAGACUCUGACUUUAAUUAUUGCACAUGUUAGGGUACAGUCUACAUUUAUUUUAAUAAAUUAUCACUCUUGCCAGA